Messenger RNA from Lytechinus variegatus (green sea urchin), 4698 nucleotides. RefSeq lists its product as uncharacterized. The record is from RefSeq and is a predicted model, not a curated record. The transcript has 15 exons. Gene Ontology annotation, molecular function: protein binding. Bases 227 to 3517 code for a protein of 1096 amino acids. NCBI's taxonomy places the organism in Eukaryota, Metazoa, Echinodermata, Echinoidea, Temnopleuroida, Toxopneustidae.
CACACACACACGCCACAGAACAGAGAAUCCACAUAAUUUCCACUGCACUGCGUGCUUACACCGUGUAUUACACGGGAUGUCAGCUGCACUGCAUCCGCACGUAAUAGUUUGAUUAACAUUCGGUGAAGACAGAACUAACUCACAGCAAGUGAAAACAAACAGAUAUUGACCAACCUUAAAGUCACCAUGACUGCCUCUGUUCUGUGAUCCCUUGUUGCUUUGGAGUAUGACAGCGCCUAUGACAGCAGUCGGUAUGGGAAAUCAGCGCUACUUUGACGUCUACCUGGAUGAUCCAAGCUCCAGCGAAGAAGAUGAAUACAUUGACCUCAGUCGACCUUUGAUGUCGCCAAGGAAGUUUCCUCACAGAAUACCUUCACGUCCCACCCCAGUGAAAACGAACACACCAGACACAAAACUUCCCAAACGCAAGCCAGUAUGGUACUUCAAGAGGAAGAAGGAUUGCCUCCAAGCUUUUUAUAUUGUCAUGAUUAUCAUGGUGAUUGUUAUAUUUGCCUUAGUUUUGAUGAGGAUCUUGAACGAUGCAUCCAAACACAGGACAAGUGACGAUAAGAAACAGAGUCAUCUGACAGCCAUUGCUGCACUUGGGAACUUUGCCAUGAGUAGGCCUUUCGGGAUCAACGUUAAUUUGAAGCCCACAGCAAAGCCCACUUUGUCUUCCAUUGUGAUAGAGCCUUCAGAGGCUAUUCCAAAGACUCCAACAGUUGCCAGUCAUGGAGAAAAAUCAAAAGUGGAUGAAGAUGUUGAAGAACCAAAACAAGAGCCUCAAAGAAAAGUACUUCCUUGUACCAAAUAUACUGUACAGGAUGUCUGGGUUCAGAACAUUCCGCAGCUACAGCUUGAGUCGGGCAUUCGACUCCUAGAUGUCAACCAGGAUGGUGUGCUGGAUGCGAUCAUAGGAUUUUCCACAGAUGCCACUGCCUAUUUUGCCGACCAGUACCUGAUGUGUUCUAUCUACUUCAAUGGAACGGUUCCUUGUUUUGGAGGAGUUCUUGCCCUGGACGGCAUCACUGGUCAGGAACUCUGGAGGCACUAUUCAAGUAUGGAGGUCUUUGCUGUUAACUGCAAUGGUGACCUGACGGGAGAUCGGGUCAAUGACUGUGCCAUAGCAGGCAGGGCUGGGGUUAUGGAAGCAGUCGAUGGCACAAGUGGGAAGCUACUGUGGAAGUACCAUGUUCAAGAACCGGGCGAGGCUCUUAGCAACUUCUACACUGCACAGUUUAUACAUGAUGUCAAUGGGGAUGGAGUCCGAGACUUGCUCAAUGCCCUCGGGGGUGAUCCUGUGAGAGAGCCAGGUGCUCCAGUGACCCAUACUGGAAAUGUAAUGCUUCUGAGUGGCUUGGACGGUAGUGUCAUCAGCAUGUGUGGAGUACCUGAUGGCAUGGAAUCAUAUUACUCUCCUCAGAUUUUCUAUCAGCAUGGUGGGAAAGCCAUGGUUCUAUUCGGAACUGGGGGAGAGACGGUGGGAGGCUCCCUGUGGGCUAUACCUCUCGAUGACAUCAUUAUUUGUAACAUGACACAGGCAAAGGUCAUCUACACUGACCCCUUCAAGGGUGUGAUGACGCCCCCUGUCCUUGUUGACCUCACUGGCGAUAGGGUCAAAGACAUUGUGAUGGCCAUGUUCAACUCAACCGUUAUAGCGUUCAAUGGUCAGACGUAUCAACAGCUUUGGAAUUACUCCAUGCCUUCUUCAGAAUCCUACAGUACACCAGCUGCUGGUUUCUACAAUGAUGAUGAUGUGCCUGACUUCAUGGUUGUCUAUAACUAUGGACCUGGCUACCCUCUCUACUACUAUGUACAGAUCAACAUCUUGGAUGGAAGGAAUGGGCAACCUCUUCUCCAGAAGAAUAUCAUCAGCUCAGGUUCAGCAACCACCUCCCCACUGACCGUGAGUACAGAAGGGUACGGCAAUGAUGCAUUCUUUUACUGGAGACUAGCUUGUGAAGGGCAUGAGCAAGAGACAGAAGCUUUUAGUUUUACUGGAGAAGGAGGUAAAAGCAAGGGCUCUUUAAGUCGAACCAAUUUUUGUCGAGAGAGGUUCAAUUCAGGCUCUGUGACCACAGGCAGCCUUCUCAAUCAGCAUAUGGAUGUACCUGGACAGGUCGUUUACACAUCAGCUGAUCGCUUUGAAGAUGAGCAUAGGUAUACAGUAAACGCUACCCGUUUGGCCAUGGAUUACCUGAAGAAAUACCCUGAAGUGAUACCCGUCAUACUUGAUGCCCAGAAACAGGGCGAUAAAGAGGAAGAGAGCAAGUCCCAUGAAGAUGAUGAUCAGAAAGGAGGCAGUGCCAAGGAAGAAAAUAAGCAGUCAGCUACUGAUUCAGCAUUACCAAAUUCUCACAAUCAGGAUUCUGAGCCAACAACAAUACCACCUCAAUCUAGGACACAUUCAUUAGACUUCCAGAAUGAAUAUGACAAACUUUUGGCAAGACUGUCUGCCCUAUCAGACAAUCUCAAAGACCAAGACAAUUCUCCUGAUGACCAGGAGUUCAAGUCCCCUGACCAAAGAGAUUCUCCUACCAAAGCAACCAACCUGGAAAUCAACUCUGACAAAAGUGAUAAGAUCCCAACAGAAAGCUCUCAGGCAAAAGAAGAAACUGAAGCUGUUGACGUGACUUUGACCACAACCUCACCUUCUGAUGAUGAUGCGCUAUUAUCUGGAGAUAUUGCAGGAGGACUUAAAGACCUUGGACUUCCAGAAUCUUGGUUUGAUUCUCCGAAGGAGAAGAAAUCAGGACAAGAAAGUGGUGAUGAAACUCCCCAAGAUGACCUACAAAACCUUUCAGAGGAAGAGCUUGAGGGAAUCCUCAAGGACCUUCUUGAACUAGACCAGGAAGCAAAGAAUGAUGGAAAGACAAAGAGGUUUGUGUCGAAACGCAACGCCAAGAUGUUUGCCUCCAGGUCGGACACGCCAAGGUAUAAGCAACACCAAAGAUCUAGACGUCACGCAGGACUCCAUGAUGAAGGAGGCAUCCAGAGGCUCAUCUCUACUGGUACCCUGGCUCCACCUCUUAGUCCGGUCCUGGAUGACCUACCCAGCGAUCCAAACAGCAUUGAUGUCAUCUUUGCAACUUACUGGUUCUAUCCCAAACCAAAUAGGAUCAUCACAGCAAGAGAGCAGAAAUGCCUUGAUGAUUGGACCAAUAAUGAGCAACAGAGAAUGGAUCCCAGUAAUGAAUACUAUGGGCUUGACCAUGAUGCCUAUGAACAUCUGGGAUCAGACCAUUGUCGGAAGUUGGCUGCCUCAGCUACAGCAUCUCCUACAGAGUCACCUACCGACCCCCUCAACAUCUAUCCCUUCAACUUGGAUGCGGGGGAGAUGACGGUCUACAGACUACGGCUCUCCUGCGACUGCGGCCUCAAGGAGGCACAGAGGACCAACCCAGGAGCGCGCUGUGCCAAGAUACUCCCCUACCACCAGCAGGAGUGGGGCGCAUACAUGGGCACGUAUGGGAACAGUUACUUCCGGGAGAGAAUCAAAGAGGAUCCAAAGGCAUGAGUUUUGUUCUAGAGUGGUGCUAAGUACCUAAAGUAAAGGGUGUACAGUACCAAAGUAUUUUCACACCAGCAUUGGAACUCCCUCCCUUCUUCACUUCGUGAAAUUGACAGCAUAGAUCUCUUUAAACCAUCUCUCAAAACUCGCUUAUUUCGGCAGAUGUGUAGUGAUUUAACUUAUUGGAUGAGCUUGCGCCCAUGAAUGUUUUUAACAGAUAAAUGGCGCAAUAUAAAUGCUGUGGAUCAUCAUCACCAUUAUUGAUGGGGUGGAAGUAUGAAGAUAUAGAAUAUUAUAUCAAUUUGUAUCCACCCGUCAACGGCGUUUGGAUGCACAGCUAUUAACAGGUAAAGCUAAUGCAGAUAUCUUCUGAAUCAAAACCAAAUUAUGAAGAUAAAAUGGGACAAAAGAAUAAGGCAUGCUUAUAUUGUACAAUGUUGUGAUGUUAAAGAUUAUUACAUAAUUAUGACUUGUAGCAAGAUUCAAAAUUUAUAAUGUAGACUGCAUAUACAAAUUUAUAGAAAACUUGAGUAGAAAUCCAAAGAUGACAGUUGCCUUAUUGAUACUCAAUAGAUGAGCCAAAUCACAACAUGGAGACAUGUGAUAUUGGUGUGAUAAAAACUGCCGAUUUUUGUAGCAUAGAAAGAAGGAUUUCAAUAUCUAUUUCAUUUUUGAUGAUUUGAUUUAAAACCCACCAAGCAUAUUCUAGUCAGUUUUGAAUGAAUGCUAAAGACUGUGCAGUGAUGUAAAUCAAAGAAAUAAUUCAGAUAUGAAAAAUGAAAUAUAUAUAUGUAUAUUUACAAAAUCAAGGAUGACUUAUGAUUUUAUUUUUUCAUGGUAUGAGGAAAUAUGUAAUGUUGUGUAAUAUCUAUACACAGUAGUAAAGCAAGAGAUAUAUUUUUUUGCUGAUUGAUGCUUAUAUUAUACUCAAGGUCAGAGUCCAUUGUGAAAGAAAGUUCCUGUGUUGUGAUAAAUAGCAAAUUGAUUUAUUUUUGUUUAAAUGUCAACACCCAUUCUUUGUAGAGAUAAUUUUUUAGGAGAUAAUAUAUGUAUGAAGCAAACACAUCUAGAUAAAUCUUGAUGAAGAAAAAAACUUUUUUUCCACAUUUAGCCCACUUUUACCUUUAUUUUUAAGAGCUGGUAUUCAGAUUAUUUCAGAUUUUUUGUAAAGAAUGUUAAGUGGCUAU